AUGAUGUUCCAGAUAAUACUUAAUGUAUUGUUAUUGAUCGCGGUUUCUGCCGAUAGUUUCUCAUCCCUUGCCUCUCUGAAAGCAUUGAUAGGAGCUGAGAGAGAUAUUCCGGUAAUGAUUAACGCUUACGUGGAAAAAGAGUUAGAAAAACUUGAUUAUUUGAAAAAGUUUGCUCAAGAAAUACAAAAAAGUAACAAUAAAGCUAUACGAGAUGGUGAGGAGGCGAUAACACAUCCGAUCAAUGCCUUCUUGUUGAUUAAGGGAAUGACAACAGACUGGAACAAAGUAAUUAAAAUUAUGCGAUCUAAUUCCGCUGAUGAUUUCAUUCGCAACGUAACUUACCAGCGGAUUGUUAAGCGUAUCAACUAUCCUACGGAGGUGGAUCUAUCAGGUGCAGCAAUUGGUAUAUUACGUUUACAAGACACAUAUGAAAUGAAUACCAAAGAUAUUGCUGAUGGAAAAAUUCUGAAUUCUAAAAUGCGAACAGUUGCUUUGACUGCUGAAGAUUGUUUUGAAAUUGGUCGUGUAGCAUACAGUGAACAUGACUAUUAUCAUGCCAUUCUUUGGAUGCAGGAAGCGCGAGAGCGUAUUCAGAAGGAAACUAAGCCAACGGCUAAUCUAGAGAGCAUUCUCGAUCACUUGGCCUUCUCACUGUAUAAACAGGGUAAUCUAAAACGAGCUUUAUUGCUUACGGAUGAAUUGUAUCGUAUGAAUCCGGAUCAUCCACGAGCGAAAGGCAACGUGAGAUGGUAUGAAGAUUUGCUGGAAGAUGAGGGAAUUCGACGUGCUGAUAUGCGACGAAAAGUUCCACCGAUGAAUAAUCCACGAGAUAAAAGUAACUUGAAGGACACAUACGAAGCAUUAUGUCGACAAGAAGUGCCCAUCAACACUAAGGCACAAUCGCGGUUGUAUUGCUAUUAUAAAAUGGAUCGCCCAUAUUUACGUCUAGCACCAUUCAAAGUUGAAAUUGUCCAUCAAAAUCCAUUGGUUGUUCUGUUCCGUGACAUUGUGUCGGAUGAAGAGAUGCGAAUCAUUGAAAUGCUUGCAUUGGCCCGAGCUACAGUUCACAAUGUUGUGACCGGAAAUAUUGAGACGGCUUUCUACCGUACUAGCCAGAGUUCCUGGUUGGGAUCGACAGAACAUGAAGUAGUUAAACGCAUCAAUAAACGUCUUGAUUUGGCAACAAAUCUCGAGACAGAAACCGCUGAAGAACUUCAGGUUCAAAAUUAUGGAAUCGGUGGACAUUACGAACCACAUUAUGAUUGUUCAAGGAGAGAAAAUGUCUUCGAAAAAACAAAAAAUGGAAAUCGAAUAGCCACAAUUUUGAUUUAUAUGACUGAACCGGAAAUCGGAGGUGGGACAGUAUUCAUCGAUUUGAAAACUUCUGUAUCAUGUACCAAGAAUGCAGCACUGUUUUGGUAUAAUUUAAUGCGUAGCGGUGCAGUAGACAUGCGUUCUUACCAUGCUGCAUGUCCGGUAUUGACUGGAACAAAGUGGACAGCGAACAAAUGGUUUCAUGAAAGUGGGCAGGAAUGGCGUCGACCAUGUGGUUUAAAUCAACUGGAUCAGGAACGAUACGUGGGUGAUUUAGGAGCUCCCGAGCCGAAGCGUCACUUAAAUAUCAGAUCAGAGAAAGCUAGAAAAUGA
This is a messenger RNA of Brugia malayi, 1647 nucleotides long. RefSeq lists its product as uncharacterized. Gene Ontology annotation, biological process: peptidyl-proline hydroxylation to 4-hydroxy-L-proline. The record is from RefSeq and is a predicted model, not a curated record. Lineage: Eukaryota; Metazoa; Nematoda; Chromadorea; Rhabditida; Onchocercidae. Gene Ontology annotation, cellular component: endoplasmic reticulum. Bases 1 to 1647 code for a protein of 548 amino acids. The transcript is spliced from 12 exons. Gene Ontology annotation, molecular function: L-ascorbic acid binding; iron ion binding; procollagen-proline 4-dioxygenase activity.